Messenger RNA from Scomber japonicus (chub mackerel), 1341 nucleotides. Its product is annotated as 2-epi-5-epi-valiolone synthase-like. Bases 1 to 1341 code for a protein of 446 amino acids. Gene Ontology annotation, biological process: antibiotic biosynthetic process. The record is from RefSeq and is a predicted model, not a curated record. NCBI's taxonomy places the organism in Eukaryota, Metazoa, Chordata, Actinopteri, Scombriformes, Scombridae. Gene Ontology annotation, molecular function: 3-dehydroquinate synthase activity. The transcript is spliced from 5 exons.
AUGCCUUCAAAUAAUAACUCCAGCCUUUCACAGCAAACUCAGUCAAAUCUGGUCCAAGUGAACGGGACAUGGACCCGACAAACUGAACAGUCCCAGCCGGCAGAGGGAAAGUUAUCAGAUGCUAAAAUCUAUGAGAACAAGUCAGAACAUGGAGUUUCCUGGACAGUCGUCAGCCCCAUUGUAUUCACCUAUAGGGUCAUUCAGUGCAAAAACAUAAUGGAUCCCAGAAAUGACACAUUGCUCUGGGGUCAUAUAGGAGAUGAAGACCUUAAAUGCACCAUAAGUAACUCCAAACCCAUUAAACGUUUUGUUGUCAUAGAUGACACUGUUAAUCAGCUGUACGGCCCCCAAGUCACUAACUACUUUGCAGCCAGAGAAGUGGUUUACAAAAUUCUCCCUCUGCCCACCACUGAAGAGAACAAAUGUAUGGAGUUAGUGACCAAGAUCCUGGAGGAAGUUCACAAGUUUAGUAUUGAUAGACGCUCUGAGCCGAUCAUAGCCAUCGGUGGUGGGGUGUGUCUGGAUAUCGUGGGUUUGGCAGCAUCUCUCUAUCGCCGGAGGACUCCGUACAUUCGAGUGCCGACCACUUUUCUGUCCUACAUUGAUGCCAGUGUCGGGGCAAAAACAGGGGUCAACUUUGCUGGUGGCAAAAACAAGUUGGGGAGUUACGUCCCACCAGUGGCCACGUUCUUAGAUCGCUCAUUCUUCCAAACUCUCCCACCGCGCCAGAUCUCUAAUGGGAUGGCAGAGAUGUUGAAGAUGGCCUUGAUGAAGCAUCGUGGCUUGUUUGAGUUGCUGGAGGCUGAGGGUAGGAUGCUGCUGCAGUCCAAGCUGCAGUCCUGCGAGAGCAGCAACAACUCUGAACAAGAAGACAGUGCCACAGCAUCCACCCGCAUCGCCAUAGAAACCAUGCUGGAAGAACUGGCUCCCAACUUGUGGGAGGAUGAUCUAGAUAGACUGGUGGAUUUUGGUCACCUCAUCAGUCCUGAAUUAGAAAUGCGAGUGUUGCCAGCGUUGCUUCAUGGGGAGGCGGUCAAUAUUGACAUGUCCCUCAUGGUAUAUGUGGCCCACCAGAGGGGGCUGCUGACAGCAGAGGAGAAAGACCGCAUUAUCCAGUGCAUGCUGGGCCUAGAGCUGCCUGUGUGGCACCAGGACUGUUCUCUAGACCUGGUGCAGAAGUCCCUCAGGGAGCGUCUGAAGCAUUCUGCAGGCUCUUUGAGGAUGCCUCUUCCCACAGGACUGGGACAUGCAGAAAUCUUCCAUGACAUGAUUGAAGAUAACAUCCUUUGCCAAGCAUAUCAGAAGUGGACGGAUGAGCUUGCUUCUUCUGGGAACAAAUAA